Messenger RNA from Heteronotia binoei (common prickly gecko), 1741 nucleotides. RefSeq names its product cysteine rich protein 2 (gene CRIP2). The transcript is spliced from 8 exons. Lineage: Eukaryota; Metazoa; Chordata; Lepidosauria; Squamata; Gekkonidae. Bases 86 to 709 code for a protein of 207 amino acids. The record is from RefSeq and is a predicted model, not a curated record.
GAGGCGGCGUGGGCGGCCGGGGCAGGCGAGGCCGGGCGGAUGGGGCGCGUCCUGGGAAUCGGAGCGCGUCCUCUCGGCCACCGCCAUGGCAUCCAAGUGCCCCAAGUGCGACAAGACCGUCUACUUCGCUGAGAAAGUAACUUCCUUGGGGAAAGACUGGCACAAGUUCUGUUUGAAAUGUGAGCGCUGCAAUAAGACGCUGACACCUGGUGGACAUGCUGAGCAUGAUGGGAAGCCCUACUGCCACAAGCCUUGUUAUGCAACAUUGUUUGGACCAAAAGGGGUAAAUAUUGGAGGGGCAGGAUCAUACAUCUAUGAUAAGCCUCAGAAUGAAGGACCAUUGGUGUCAGGUCCCAUUGAGUAUGUAUCCAAGGCAGAAGAAAAGAAAGUGAAUUCUGCACCCAAGGCACCCAGCAGAGCCUCCAGCAUUACCACUUUCACCGGAGAGCCAAACAUCUGCCCACGCUGCUCUAAGAAAGUUUAUUUUGCUGAGAAGGUGACUUCAUUGGGCAAGGACUGGCACCGCCCCUGUCUACGGUGUGAGCGCUGUGGGAAGACUCUAACACCUGGAGGCCAUGCUGAGCAUGAUGGACAGCCUUAUUGCCACAAACCGUGCUAUGGGAUUCUCUUUGGACCAAAGGGAGUGAACACAGGCGCUGUUGGCAGCUAUAUCUACGAUAAAGACCCCGAGGCGAAGGACCAGCCGUAAGAGUGCCAUCUGCCCAUCCGUCCGUCCACCCCAUACGCGCGGCCCACUUGCACUAUAUUCUCUUGCCUAACCUCUUUGUGUGUUUAGAUGUAGUGAAGUCACCUGUGGUGCUUGUUCUGCUGACUUCUCUGGGAAGGGCACUUCUGUAGUGGAUCUUCAGUCUAAUAACAGCUGUGCUAUACAUUUUUUUUUAAAAAAGCACACACAAAUGCCUCUCUCCCAUGGAUAACCGAGGGAGUUGUUAUGUGGCAAAUGUGCUGGAAGCUAGCAUUUCAGUUGUCACCAUUCACACAGAUUCUGUUGUGUGAGUCUCGCUGUGAUCCCAGAGCACUGCACAGCCAACUACAGUUCUUGUGCUUUGGUCCAACUCGCCCUUGGGCAUUUGGUGACUAUGAAUGCCAAGAAGGAGCCCUCCUUUUCAGCAAGGCUGCUUAAGUCUAGCUUCCAAGUUCCUGCAUAGCCUCUGCUGCAGUGACUGCCCUUGAGGCCUUUCCCGACAGGGGCUCCUGCGUCACCUGCAAUCCAAUCAGUAUUGUUGGGCAGUCUGUGGAAGCUGAACCAUCCCAACAUGGUCGUUACGAUACAGGCAGGGCGAUAAGAGUGAUGCUUGCCCAGGUCACGGUGUACAUGCAAGUAUACUGCGGUCUACUGCCUAACAAUGUUAUGUUUGCUGUAAUGUUGAAGGAUUAUGUUGUAAAGUGUUAGAGGCUGAAACUUAUAAUAUUGGGGGUGGGGAGAUGUGGGGCUGAUUGCAGUUAUUGUUUUUGCUUUCUUAAGUAUUUGAAGCUUAUUUAUAAUGAGAUGGUAACAUGCCUUCUGCUUUGGAAGACUGAACGGUAUUCCUGGUUGUCUUGGCGGCAGCCCUGGGGAGAAGGCAGAGCUGGCACCAGCCAGGAACGGGGCAUCGAAGCUACCUAACUGAUCAACACUUGGCGACGCCUUUGCUACCCAAAACACAGAUCAGCUGCUUCAACCCAGAAGCCCCACCAAACUAUUUUUCCCCUUUUGCUGUUAAUAAAAGUUUUGACACUG